This is a messenger RNA of Clarias gariepinus (North African catfish), 2125 nucleotides long. RefSeq names its product bucky ball-like. Bases 150 to 1880 code for a protein of 576 amino acids. Lineage: Eukaryota; Metazoa; Chordata; Actinopteri; Siluriformes; Clariidae. The record is from RefSeq and is a predicted model, not a curated record. The transcript is spliced from 6 exons.
CUCGGCGCCUGUGUGCGCUUCCCUUUUUUCACGCUAUUUAGCGAAUCGUUUGAGUUUUUUGGGUUGGUUUGGACCUGCUGAGAAAGCUUUCGGUCCUACGUGUCGUUCUACAUUAAACGGAACGAGUUUCCAGCGAUAAGCGGACGGUGAUGGACGAGCCAAGCAAAUCCUCUCAGCCUGCGGCAGGUGAACGUUCCAGCAAUCAUCCCAGGCCGUUCUUCUAUGUUCAACCAGCGGUGCAGCCAUUUUAUACAUAUCAAUGGCACAUGAACCACCCUUACGGCCACCAUGGCUUCCCUGGAUCGGCCUUCCAUUUUAGUCGGCCCUAUAUGCUCCCUUAUUCCUACCUGCAGUAUCCAGGUUACGUCAUGCCUCACUCCGCCAUGCAUCCCGUGGAUUACCGCAGGUUACAUGAGCGAAACUUCCCUCACGCCCCCGCAUGUGAUGCCUCGCUCCGACAGUACCAACAUGGCCAAUCCGCUCAGAGGGAGACGAUGUGUGCUGGAGCCCAAACGGACCCGAGCGAAGCCUUAAACAAACUGAUCGAAUGUUUGGAUCAACUGCGUGCCAGUGACAGUUCUCAAACAUCAGGAAGUCUGUCACCUUUACCAAAGGAGGCAAAAUGUGGGGAAGAAAGUGGAAUCAUGGGAAAGAAGCUUAUAAGCAAACCCAACGUGGUAGAAGAAGAUAGAGAUGCAAGCUGUAGUCGUGUUGGACACGUCACUCAAGAGGAGGAUUCAUCCCUGGCUUCAGGAAAGGAAGAAGAAGAAAACAAUGAGCGAGUGUACCAAGACUGCUCAGAGAGUCGGUCGGACUCACUAAGUGGAAGUUGUCAGGAGAAAACCAAGGAUGAGAAAGUCCAAGAUGGCGUGAUGGUACAACCCAAUGGGGAGAUGGAGUGGGAUGGUUGUAUGGCCAGUCCACCAUCAUUCCAGUCCUCCCCUGUACGUUCUUCUAUAACCAAAAAGACUGAAGAUCAAAGUCUAAUUCAGAAACCUGAUGAUAUUCCGUGUUGUAUUCUCCACUUGCCAUUUGAGAAGGUGCUGUCUUCUGGCAUUUAUGAAACCAGCAUUACUUCUCCAUCGCUCGGGUCACCAUUAAAUUACCCUUAUCAUCCUCCACAGUUAGCUCAUGAGCGUGUCAGUGUCUUAAGUCCGUCCCUUGAUGAACUCUCAUCUCAUGACGAGCUUCUCUCUACCGAUUUAGACGACAUUGACCUGUUUCCAAGUCGUAUGUACGCCAGAGGGAGACUUGCCGAGGUCACGUCUAAGAGAUGCCACGGUUCUGAUCUGUGCUUGCUUUAUCCCAAGAAACUGACGUGCGCCACGUGUGGAUCACACACCUUUAAGAAGCUGAGCCGGACCAAAACUUGCCGUUAUGAAGACGUAGAAGAUUCUGACGAGGCCGUGGGCCAACGUCGUCUACGAAACCCAUUGGGGAAGGGUCACGCAGUCAGGAAAACACACUUGUUAUUAAAACACAAGCUCAGGGCUGCACAUCACAGGGAGACGACGGAAAGUCAGCACGAAUCAUCACGGUCUGAGCAUCUGUGCUGUGAGUCGUGCACAUGCUCAACAGAGAAGAACUCCAGGCCAGCUAGCGCUCGUCUAGAGCGACGCUGCAGACUGACCUCGGAUCAGCUGCUGAGGGAUGGUGUUGGAGUGAACACCAGAGCAAAAACGUGUAGAGCUCAACCCUUACCACAACGACCACAGAGACUGGGGCAGAGAAAAGCUCGCUUUAAACCACCACUGUGUCAGGGCUCGAGAAACGAGGAAGAAGAAGAUAAUGACGAGCAUGAGGAUGAAGAGGAGGCGCAGGAAGUGCUUCAGUACCACAGGACAAAAGGGGCCUCUAAAAGAGGGGGACCGCGAUGCUAGACACCACCAAAGUUCACGUCAUCUUCCAGAGAGAGACUGUAAAUGCACGUGUUGUUUUUUUUGUGUUUGGAUUUGUUGAAAGUGAGUUUCGGGUUGCACAGUCGCCAUGGUUACAGUUCACCACAUGAAACUUCCCUGCACAUGUGUUCAUAUUAAAUCCUCUUUUUCUCAGAAUAAGCAUCACGGCUAAUAACUGUGUGUCUGGAUUCUCUGUACAUAUUCCAAUAAAGUGUUUAUAUGGGUGA